Molecule: messenger RNA, 1096 nt
Organism: Acanthoscelides obtectus
Lineage: Eukaryota; Metazoa; Arthropoda; Insecta; Coleoptera; Chrysomelidae
Source: the annotation of a GenBank genome assembly
UUGAUUUUUAUAGCAUUUUCUCUCCUUCAGAAAGGCUGGGGUAUUUCUACAUUUCCACUGUAGUAUUUCUUAAUAAAUUGUGUGAAAUUUCAGGCUGAUAAAAUAGAUGAUAAAAAUAGAAAGCAUAAACAAUUUAAAGCAAAUAAAUUUGUAACAUAACCUCAAAAUCGAGCGCCUUUCUGAAGAUCGUAAAAGACCACUGUCUGAUGCUGGACUUUCUCGAGGAGCAUAUGUCAAGAGGAAAAGAAUGGAUUUGGUCAACACAUGUUUGCAAAGUCAAAAUGCUACUGAAGCCCAAGCUGAAAGCUUACAAAAAGAUGAGAGUUUGAUACUAGACAUUAUUGAACCUCAAGGUUUAUCAAGAACUCAAGACAGAGAAACUAUUACCAACUCUAUCAUAACUGCAGAAAAAUCUGUGCAAGUAACAAUAAAAGAGAAUGUGCAUCAUAGGAGCAAAUCUGUGCAAACAAGAUGCCAGACUACAAGUAUUUCUACCUCACCAAUGAAAGUUUCUACAACAUCUCGUUCCACUUCGCCUUUUAAGAUUAAACCAUGCAGUCUUCGACCAUCACAGUCUGAAAUUGUCAAAGCAGUCAAGGGAAAUGUUUUUCUUGAAGAUGAAAAGUCAGAUAGUGAUAUUUCCUGUAUUGAAAGUGGUCGUCAUUUAUCACCUUUUGUAACUAAAUCAGCAUCAUCAUCAUCAGGGCUUACCGACUCUGAUAGUAAUGCCAAUGAGAAUAUUGAAAAAUUAGAGUGCCUCAAAAUUACUAUGCGUUCAAUCUCUAAAAAACCAAUGAUGCAUGUUGGUAUUCCAAAAGAAUGUUAUUUCUUAAUCAAAUUGUUACAUAAACACACAAGCAUAAAAGUAGAACACAUUUUGCUAUGCUUGAAAAAGAUUAGAAUGAACAGUACAUUUUCUGAACUGGAGGAUAAUUUUGGAAUAUCAUUAUCUUAUGCUAGUAAAUUGUUUCUACAAAAUAUACCAAUAAUAGCUAGUGUUUUAAGACCAUUCAUUGUAAAAAUAGAUAAAAAAUUGGUAAAAAAAAUCUUCCUAUUUCAUUUAGACAUAACUAUCAUAAUGUCAGUUGCAUCAUAG